Molecule: messenger RNA, 3776 nt
Organism: Misgurnus anguillicaudatus (oriental weatherfish)
Lineage: Eukaryota; Metazoa; Chordata; Actinopteri; Cypriniformes; Cobitidae
Source: RefSeq, a predicted model, not a curated record
CGUGAUUUCAUUGCUAUUCGGCUACCGUUAGCAAUUUAUAACUAAAUUAGUUAUAGUGCUGAUAGCACAAUGCUAUCUUCCAGUCACUCACACAGUAUGUCCUGUGGUCGACUGCAUAAACUGUUUAGAUUAGUCAUACAAGUUAGUAAUCUAUUUUCUUCAAAACUGGUCAAGACUGAGCUCAUUUCAAUCCAAAAUGUACUGAUUAGCCCUAGUUGAUUAGACUAGUUCUUAAGACACAGUACAUAGUGGCCAAACUAAGGUUGAAUGCCCUGUGUUAUAAACAGUGACAUGUUUGAUUAGUCUUGCAUAUUUGGUUAACUCCAAAAUGGAAUCAGUAUUGUCGCUUAACUACAGCUGCUUGACUUCUCAGCAUAAGGAUCAUUAUGAAAUUAAUAUUAUUCAUUAAUAUUUGAAAUUUAAAAGUGGGUUUACCCCAUGCCAUCUAAUAAAGUGGGUCUGUAUAUACCUUGCACUACACAACUGUUUGUAGCCACACAUUAAAGUAAAUGUACAUCCAUAUAACUUCAGCUCACAAACGAAUAACUCUGUACCUCUGUGAGCCAGUUAAGUACAUUAAAUACAGUGUAGACAUACUAAUUUAAUCGAAGUUUAGUUUAGUCUUCAUUUUCUCAUAUAAUUCCAAUUUAAAGAAUUGUUUAAUCAAUGCAUCAUUUACAUACUGGAUUAUAAUCACUAAAUUUUUGCAUAUAAUGCUUAAUGGUACUGCUUUUGUAAAUUUACUUUAAUAAAAGUUUUAAUGCAGGCCUUUAACAAAAUGAAUACAGUGUUAAAAUAUCAUAUAUUUUUCACUACAGUUAUAUUUAAAUGAAUGGUUAAAUCUGACUUAGGUUAAGAUCUUAUUAAUGUUGAAAAAGUCAAGAUUCUUCCAUGUGAAACACUGUGACAAUAUUGUUGUGAUACAAAAUCAACGCCCAUCCCCCAAUGCCCCAGACCAGUGCUACACUGCACGUGUUUGCGUCGCCCAACCCCCACUCCUCAGACCAGCGCUACACUGCAUGUGUUUGCGUCGCCCAACCCCCACUCCUCAGACCAGCGCUACACUGCACGUGUUUGCGUCGCCCAACCCCCACUCCUCAGACCAGCGCUACACUGCAUGUGUUUGCGUCGCCCAACCCCCACUCCUCAGACCAGCACUACACUGCUACACUGUUUCCCCAUCCCCCAUUUCACUGCACUGCUCAUCAGCGUUUGUUUAUAACUCAUGGUUGAUGGAGCGAUUUCAGAGAAGAUUGGAGAGACUUAGACAGCAUCACAAUAAAUGCGCAAGCCGUUUUGAACAAACUUUUCUUCGUCAGGAAACAAUGGGAGAGCGUUCAACACAGCUGGAUGCUAUUUCUGAGGAGCAGGAGGAUAGUGAUUCAUCAGAAUCAGAGUUAUCCAGUUGUGCAGGACUAGACCCAGAUUACAAACCAGGUCAGAGUUCAUCGUCCAGUGAUUUGAGCCCAGACAAAGGUUCAUCGUGGAAGAAACCAAUGAUGUCCAGUGAAAUACUUGAAUGUUCCGACACAAAUUCUAGCGACAGUGCCAUCAAAAAAACUGAAAACACAAGAACGUAUGUAAAAAAACACCAUAAACUACACAAGAUAAAAAAGACAGAUACAUCCAAAUUAAAUGUGACCCUAAAAAUUUGCACAAGGCGGGAAGACAAGAAAAGAGCUUGGGACAAAAGACAUUAUUGCCUCUACUGUGGGAAAUCUCAGUUAAAGAUUUCAAGACAUUUAGAGAGAAAACACAUGGAUGUCAAAGAUGUGGCAUAUGCCUUCAGCUUUUCAUUAGGAUCAAAACAAAGAAAAAGUCUUUUAGAACAGCUCCGCAACAAAGGAGACUUUAAACAUAAUUCCAAAGUUCUGGAAAAAGGCAGAGGACAAAUAGUGACGUGGAAGCAGCCAUCUGAUAAAGCCUCGUUUAAGGAUUAUUUGCCUUGCCCAUACUGUUUUGGAAUGUUUAAGAGAAAAGACCUUUGGAGACAUCAAUCAUCAUGCAGAACAAGAAAAUCUUGUGUGACCGAUGAAAAAACAAAGAAUAGACGAAGUAGAAUACAAAGUCGCGCCGCAUCCCUGCUUCCUAUUGCAGCUUCCUCAGAUGGCUGUCAAAGCAUCAUUAACCAAAUGAGACAAGAUGAUGUUUCGUUUCAUAUCAGGAGUGAUAGUUUAAUUUGCAACUAUGGUGAAUCACUGUACGCAAAACAUGGUCGAGUGAAGUCCAGGCACCAGUACAUUGCACAAAGAAUGAGGGAACUUGGCCGAUUCAUGUUAGUGGCUAAGGACAUGGACAAGACUGUCAAUUAUCUUGAAGAUUUGUGUGUGCCAUCAAAAUAUCAGCUUGUUGUCAGUGUUGCCAAGUGUCUAACUCAGUUUAGUCCAGGCAAAAAUGAGUUUGGAAAACCUUCAACAGCAGUCAAAAUUGGAUUCUGUCUUAAAGGGGCUGUGGAGGUCCUAAUAGGACAGACUCUAAUGAAUGAAGAUGAUCUUGCAGAAAAGAAAGCUAAAAAGUUUUUGGAACUUCUGGAGAAAAACUGGAGAAACAGUGUUUCUGUCACAGCUCACCAAACCAUACAAGAAAAAAGAUGGAAUAAAGAUGAUGACAUCCCCCUCACAAAAAAUGUGAUUGCUUUAAGAGACCAUCUCAGGAUGGUAGAAGAUGAAGCAAGAAAGGAAUUGACAGAACAAAUGGAUUUACAUGCAUACAAAACAUUAAACGAGUCCGUUCUAGCACAGGUCAUUAUCUUCAACAAGCGGCGUGAAGGGGAAGCAUCACGCCUUACUCUUGACGUUUACAUGAAAGCAAGCACAAGUGCCAUAAACGAGGACAUUUAUAAAACCUUGUCACCAUUGGAAAAGCAGCUCAGCAAGUUAUUAACCCGCAUAGAAAUCAGAGGAAAACGAGGAAAGAAAGUUCCAGUUUUCUUGACAAUGAGAAUGAAGGCAUCAAUUGAUUUGUUGGUUCAAAAGCGAGUAGAAGCUGGUGUACCUGCUGAAAAUCCCUAUCUCUUUGCAAGACCUGGUGUGAUGACAAACAUACGCGGAUGUGACUGUCUGCGGAAAUAUGCAAAAAAAAGCAAAGCAGAAAACCCUGAACUCUUGAGGUCAACUAAAUUAAGAAAACAAGUUGCCACACUCUGCCAACUCUUGGACCUUAGUGAACAAGAACUGGAGCAAGUUGCAAGGUUCAUGGGACAUGAUAUCAGAGUUCACCGUGACUUUUAUAGGCAAACGGACAAAACAUUUCAAAUUGCCAAAAUAAGUAAGCUUCUGUUUGCAAUGGAGCAAGGCACUCAGACUUUAAGGGGGAAGAACCUUAAUACACUUGCACCGGCCUGUGGUGAAGGUCCCAUACUGAAUUCUGUGGGUGUCUCACCGAGAACAAAGAAAAAAAGAGUAAAGCUGGCUGAGGAUGGAGGUUCUGAUCUCUCCUCCCCUGAAAAGACACGUCAAUCAUGCCAUGAAGCUGAUGGUUCAGAUGUCAAUGAUGAUUGUUCAGGAGCAAACCUGAAGAAAAAACCCACACCAAAUAAGAACAGACGACGACGACAGACCAAGAGUGGGGAAACAAAGUAUGAAGGUUUUGAUCUCUCAUCCCCUGAAAAGACACGUCAACCAUGCCGUGAAGCUGAUGGUUCAGAUGUAGAUGAUGAUUGUUCAGGAGCAAACCUGAAGAAAAAACCCACACCUAAUAAGAACAGACGACGACAGACCAAGAGUGGGGAAACAAAGUGUAAGUUGUUUUUUAUGACAUGAUUCAAAUCUCUGUUU